Messenger RNA from Archocentrus centrarchus (flier cichlid), 4842 nucleotides. RefSeq names its product DNA replication helicase/nuclease 2 (gene dna2). Gene Ontology annotation, biological process: replication fork reversal. The coding region runs from base 275 to 4501 and encodes 1408 amino acids. Gene Ontology annotation, cellular component: cytoplasm. NCBI's taxonomy places the organism in Eukaryota, Metazoa, Chordata, Actinopteri, Cichliformes, Cichlidae. Gene Ontology annotation, molecular function: single-stranded DNA helicase activity; 5'-flap endonuclease activity. The transcript is spliced from 25 exons. The record is from RefSeq and is a predicted model, not a curated record.
ACAAACACAGAAGACGAACGCUAGCACUAAACUAGCACGGUGGCUUCUUUAAAAUAAUAAUAAUAAAGCGGAAUGGAGAAAUAACGUUAUCUGUGGCUGUUAGAUUAGUAAGUCGGGUCGUGGUGGUGGAGAUGCGGCGUCGGUCAAAAUUAAGUGAAACGAGCGGUCUUCGGGGAGCAGUAACGUUGGCUUCAACAGGAUAACCAUCAGCUUGUUAAAGAAGCGGUUUGAAGCAGCUACGCUCGCACGCCAGGCUGCUGUUUAAACAAUUACCAUGAACAGUAUGAAAGUGAAGAAAACCAAGGCACUCAGAGGGUUAUCUGGAGGCCAGAAGAACAUCACAUCCUUCUUUUCCUCUCAGAACCUAAAGGACUUGCCAUCUUCCAAAAAAGAAUCUGCUAUUGGUACUGUCCUGCUCAAGACUGAGGCUCACAUCAAAGAUUGUGAAAGCUCUCCAUUCAAACUCCAUUCCCCAUUAAAGAGGAGUGUUCUUGGGGACCUUGAAAACCUCCUUCCAUCCUCACCAGAUCUUCUCCUCUCUGUGCCUGAGACACCCAACAGCCAGAUCAGACAUACCUGCUCGCCUUCCUUUAAGGAGGACCCCAGCAGAGCAGAGGUGUGCCUGGCAAAGCUCGGCCAGCUGUCUCCUAUCUGUCGCAGUCCCCGGUCUAAAUGGCCAAAUGUACGGAGCGUAAUGACUAAGGAUGGAGGAAUACCCCAGAGAGAAGAUAGAUGGUCUGCCUCCACGAAAAGACUCUUCAGCCCUCCUGAAGAGUCACACAAUGCCAAGAGACCAAGAACUGCCAGUCCAUCGACAACAGAUGCAGUAAUCAGCCCCAAAAGUAGAAGUCUAAAAUUAACACACACUAUGACUGAGCCAGAGAAGACACCCACCUUGUCCACUGACCGUUCAGCAGGUCAUUCUGAUAAAUUGGUGGGUCACAGUGGCUGCACUGAAGUGGUCUUACAUGAUAGCAGAAGCACAAUAAAGUCUGUGUCUUCCCUCUCUUUGGGGCAACAGAGGAAACCUCAGGACGAUCACGAUGAGAAAGAUCCUGGUUUUACUUUGAUAAUGGAGCAGAAAGCAGAUGAGGUCAAAACCAACAAGAACCUGCACACUAGUCUGGAUAAGGAUGCUCUAAAUCCUCAUGUCCAUGAAACCAGCACUCCAGCUGUCACACCUGCACUACAGGGAGGUUCAGAGGAGAGAGUGUUUCACCCAGACGAAAAAGAGACCACAAGAACCCCAAAGACGGUUGGAGAUAGAGACCAAGAAACACUAGAUCAGGAACAAGCUGGAGGUACAGGAGCAGCACCCGCAUGUCUCACAGAAGAGAGUCUGGAUUGGAGCUUGUUUGCAGAGGAGAUGGAGCAUAAUGAAGGUCUAAAGAUGGAGGAUAAAUCCAAAAAAUCCCGUAAGGUACCAGACCAUGUAAUCCUCUGUGGAGGCCUGAACAACCGCUACUGGGUCAUGGACGUUGAGGAGAGACCUGGUCACAAAACGCUGACCAUCUCCUGCUCCAAGUUUCUACAUCCAGCUGAGACGUGUCUGCUCAAAGAUGGCUGGGAGAUGACACCUGUUCGUCCUGGUGAUGUGGUGCAUCUGGAGGGGCGUUCUGUUAGUGGAUCCUGGUUGGUGGACAGGGAGCAGGGCUUCCUGGUUUUACUACCUGAUAGCCUCAUCUCAGGUACCAGCAUCUCAAGCGCCAUCCGCUGCAUGAGGCGUGCAGUGCUGGGAGAUAUGUUCAAGAGUUUUGAUGGUGGCAGCAAGCAAAUGCUGAAUGGCACCAUGGUCCAUGAAGUCUUUCAGAGAGCAGCUACAGCUAAAGAUUUUUCUUUGGAGAAGCUGUCUAAGCUCGCUGAUGAGGCCCUGCACAGUCCUCGGUACCUGGGAGAUAUGUACAGUUUGGGUGUAACUCAGGAAGAGAUGAAGCAGGAGCUACAUGAUUAUCUCCCCUCACUGGAACACUGGUCAAAGGAAUACCUCAACUCUCCAACGCCUAAAGCCAUCAGCCUUAAAAUCAGUGGCGGAGCUCCAAGUAGGUGUCAGGACUUGGGAGCUGUUGCCACCGUUACAGAGCUGGCAGAUAUAGAGGAGAACGUUUGGUCCCCGAGAUUUGGCCUGAAAGGAAAAAUCGAUGUGACAGCUCGGGUUCAAAUUCAGCGGCCGCGAAACGGCUUCCACAGAAUUCCAGAAGAAAAGACCAUCCCCUUGGAGCUGAAAACUGGCAGGGAGUCAAACUCGAUAGAGCAUCGCAGUCAGGUGAUUCUGUACACUCUGAUGACCUUGGAGAGAUACAAUCCUGAAGCUGGCUUGCUACUUUACCUCAAGACUGGCAACAUGCACCCUAUAGCAGCCAGCCACAUGGACCGCAGAGAACUGCUGAAACUAAGGAACACUUUGGUCCAUCACAUUCACAACUGUGUGGAGAAAGAGGCAGAGCAGAGCUGCCUCUCCAGGCUGCCAGACAUACUGACCAACAGACAGACCUGCCAGUAUUGUCCUCAGAGGAGAAACUGUGCUUUAUAUGAGAGGGCAGUAGUUUGCAGCUCUGCAGAUGUCACUGAGGAUGUUAUACGUGAAUUUAUACAGCAAGAGACUGGCCACCUGGCAUUGCCUCAUCUGAAAUAUUUUUCCCACUGGCUGUUGCUCUGCUGCUUGGAGUCUGUCACCAUGGAGGCCAAGAAUGGUAGAAAGCGUGUGUGGCUUCAGACGGUUGAGGAAAGUGAGAAGAAUGGGAGCUGUGUAGGGAACCUGCAGCUCGGUGGACCAGUGAUUGCUCAAUCUGAAGGUGUCUUCCUGCAUUGUUUCCACCGCAGUAAUGUUGCUUUGCAGCAACGUUUUACCACCAGCAGUCUGGCCAGCGGGGAUCGCAUUGUUGUUAGCGACCUGGAGGGUCGCCUUGUUGGCUUGGCAACAGGGUACCUGCGUGAGGUCAGCGGGACUGUAAUCAGCUGCACUCUGGACAGGGAUCUGUCAAAGUUCAGGGACGUGAUGUUUCGACUGGAUGGGGAUGAAGGUGUGGUAGGCUUCAGCACCCACCUCACCAAUCUCUCCAGACUGAUGGAAAACUCCCAGGACAGUGGUCGUCUGAGGGAGCUGAUCAUCGACCUUCGUUCUCCGGAGUUCAUCUCUAACCUCAGCUCUGUUUUACCCAGAGGCGCUAAGGACACUGUGGCCGACAUCCUCAAAGGUCUCAACAAACCCCAGAAACAGGCCAUGAAAAAGGUGUUGUUAUCUAAAGACUACACACUGGUAGUUGGCAUGCCUGGCACAGGCAAAACCACAACCAUCUGCACUCUGGUUCGUAUACUGCAUGCAUGCGGUUUUAGUGUGUUGCUGACCAGCUACACCCACUCUGCUGUUGAUAACAUCCUCUUGAAGCUCAAACGUUUCCGAGUUGGCUUUCUGCGUCUGGGGCAGGGACAGAAGGUUCAUCCAGACAUUCUGCCAUACACAGAAGAAAGUGUCAGGAAGAAGGGAGUUCACACUCUGUCAGACCUGGAGCAGCUUUAUAACAAAGAACUGGUAGUGGCAACUACUUGCAUGGGCAUCAAGCAUCCUAUUUUCACUCGGCGCCGGUUUGAUUUCUGCAUUGUGGAUGAGGCGUCACAGAUCAGCCAGCCUAUCUGCCUGGGACCUCUGUUCUACGCCAAGAGAUUCGUCCUAGUUGGAGACCAUCAGCAACUGCCUCCAAUAGUACAAAACCGGGAAGCCAGGUCUCUCGGGAUGGAUGAAAGUUUAUUUAAGAGACUAGAGCUGCAUAGUGAAGCAGUGGUCCAACUCAACGUACAGUACCGGAUGAACAGGCAGAUCAUGUCUCUCAGUAACUCACUGAUGUAUGACGGCCGGCUGGAGUGUGGCUCAGAGAGGACAGCCACAGCCCUGCUCACCCUGCCCUUCCUGCACUCUGUCCAGUCAGAGUUGAGUUCCUACUCUCAGACUCAUCCCCAGCAUGACCUGAUGUGGAUACAGGCCACACUGUUGCCAAGCAAUCCUGUUUCCUUCCUGGACUGCUCAAUGGUGCCCGCGCUAGAAUCAGUGGAGCAAGGAGGAAUAAGCAAUCACACCGAAGCUGCCCUCAUACACACUCUGCUUUCACUUCUGAUAAAAGCAGGGUGUAAGCCCAGUGACAUUGGUGUUAUCGCACCCUACAGGCAGCAGUUAAAGACUAUUUCGGCUCUGCUGCAGUCGUCUGCAUUCACCGGUGUGGAGGUGAACACAGUGGACAGAUACCAAGGACGGGACAAAAGUCUGAUCGUUCUUUCUUUUGUCAGAAGCACAGUAGAGGAAGGAAAUUUAGGAGAGCUAUUAAAGGACUGGCGUCGCCUGAAUGUUGCCAUUACGCGGGCCAAACACAAGCUGCUGAUGGUCGGCUCGGCCACAACGCUACGACGCUACACACCAGUGGAGAAACUUCUCAACCACCUCCAGCAAGAGAACAUGAUUCUCCAGCUCCCACCAGCUGCCCACAAUGCCUUACCCAGCAUGCACCUGUGAGAGAAGCCUAAGAGGCCGUGAAGGUUUUUCAGCUAACUUGAAAUUUCCCAAUCUCAGCUAACGAACACUGUCAUGCUACUCCAAGUGCUGAUGUUUAUGUUCCUAUUUGUGAAAUUCUGAAUCUUUUCUUGUAUAUUUUUGUAGAUCAAUAGAUGGCCAGCUGCUGAGUUAGUGCUGACCAGUUUUUAAUGCAACAUACUUGAAGCACUCCGGUUUUAAAGUAUCCGUUAAUGCUAGUGCCAUGAACCAAGGUGCUGAGACAGGGACCAGCUGAAAUGGGUGCGCGCACAACUGUACUGCAUCCAUAAGUUGGUCUUGAAGUUUAAAUGUAUUCAGCUGAC